Xenia sp. Carnegie-2017 is the source of this 544-nucleotide messenger RNA. RefSeq lists its product as uncharacterized. NCBI's taxonomy places the organism in Eukaryota, Metazoa, Cnidaria, Anthozoa, Malacalcyonacea, Xeniidae. The transcript is spliced from 4 exons. The coding region runs from base 80 to 451 and encodes 123 amino acids. The record is from RefSeq and is a predicted model, not a curated record.
ACUUCUUACACCACAUCAAGGAAAGCUCUUUGGAUGAGAAACAGCAGAUCAAAUAAAACACAAAAACUUUGCUGACGUUAUGAAUCAUUUUACUAUUUUCUUUGCGACACUUUCAUUGAUCGUCAUUGCACAAGCGAUGAAGUACAAGACUUUGACUGACGACGAAUCAGAUAUAUGUUGUCGAUUACAAAUAAAGGCGUGUUGUCAUGAAGGUAAGAAAAAGCGUGAUGAAAUCCUAAGUGACAAAGAAGCCAAGGCUGGGGUUGGUGAAAUUGGAAUUAUUUCAAAGGGAAAAAGACGUGAUGAAAUCCUACAUGACAAAGAAGCCAAGGCUGGGGUUGGUGAAAUUGGAAUUAUUUCAAAGGGAAAAAAACGUGAUGAAAUCCUAAAUGACAAAGAAGUCAAGGCUGGGGUUGGUGAAAUUGGAAUUAUUUCAAAGGGAAAAACGUGAUGAAAUCCUAAAUGACAAAGAAGCCAAGGCUGGGGUUGGUGAAAUUGGAAUUAUUUCAAAGGGAAAAAACGUGAUGAAAUCCUAAAUGACAAA